UGCGCCUGGGUCUAGACCGCUGAAGGGUGGUUACACUUGCCGCGGUUGGCGAAGCGCUGCGCCUGCGUCUAGACCGCUGAAUGGUGGUUACACUGGUCUGGACACGAUGGCGACGCACCGCGGCACCAGAUUGAGGAGCAACUGGCAUUUAUUGAGGCGUAUCGGUGCAGAAAUGCAAGAAACAAAAAAUAAAAAAUAUACCACAUUGGUAUAUGCGAGCAUUUGUUUUAUUUGUUUUCAAUUAAAUGAAAAGGCUCAGUGUUGUUGUUAGUACAGAUCUUACACUAAAGCUUUGUUAAAUACUUGAUCCUGAUUGGUCGACAUCCUUCCAUGGGUGACAUUAUCUUUCAAUUAUACCUCGGCAGUUCCACAUAAUGUGCAACAAAUCCAACAAUAAAAACGAUAAACACAACUAUUGACAAGAUAUUUCCUUGACCAAGGAUAGACAGUAUGCUCAAUGAACCGCAGCUGCUUAAAAAAAUAUGUUAUGGAUGACGGUUACUCAUAUUUAAUCCUUGUUGUUUACUGUGGUAUGACUUCAAUAAACCACUCCGGGUGUCCCGUUGUUGGAUAUAGUGGAUUUCAGUGGCAUCAAUUGGGUAAGGCAUCUUGCUGAUGGAUGCUUAGACAGGGACACUGUGGACAUUGGGGUUCACCGUUUGUAAGUCAGAAAACCACCAGCACUGUGCAAUCUCUAUGUGUAGUAUUGUUAUAACUCGUGUUGGUAUAAGGGUUUUUUUGAAGUCCUUUUGUAGUAAAGGUAUCUCCAAGCAACUACAGGCUCUUUAUGUGGUUGCUUUUCCUUGCAGCGCAUUGUGUCGCGCUAAGCGACGCGCGUUUUCCGCGCUCGGUGGCGCUGCGCUUGAGCGCAGCGGCAGAGCCAGACUCUUCAACUCGCUGGCUAUUUUUAAUCCUCAUAUGAUAUUUGUUCUCGCUUCUCUUCGAAAAUGCAGCGCCUUUGUUUUGCGUUUGCAUUUGAAUUGCAUCCCACCAGCUCAGAUACAUAGCGUCAACAAUCCCGAUGUUAUUCCACUAAGGCACACUGGGUGUCUGCAGCCAAACAUUGCCAAACCGAUUGUGCUCUGUGUGCGCUGAACACACCCCUCCGAGCACCCCGUAUUGUAGUGCAGGCCGAAUAAUGGCUGCACAAGAGCCAUCCCCAACAUCUUCACUAGAAGGCAACAAACCCGGCUUCCCCAAAAAGAUCCUCGCGAACCACCUCGAAGACAAGCAUCUUUGCAAUUCGUGUCAGAAGAUACUGAGGAGGCCUUUGCAAGCCCAGUGUGGUCAUCGCUUCUGCUCCUUCUGUUUCAACAAAACCGUGAGUUCUGGACCUCAGAAAUGCAGUGCGUGCAUACGGGAGGACUUGUUUGAGGAGCCCACUUCCAUCCUCAAGCUAGGCGGCGCCUUUCCAGACAACGCGGCUCGGAGAGAGAUAGAAGCUCUCACGGCCGUCUGUCCCAACGAGGGAUGCACAUGGACGGGAAUAAUCAAAGAAUAUGAGGCGGGCCACGAGGGGGACUGUGAGUUCCAGGUGAUCCUCUGUCCCUCGUGUAAAGAGCUGAUGAGGGCCAACGAGAAGGAGCGCCACAACGAACGCGAGUGUCCCGAGAGAACGCUCAACUGCAAGUACUGCAAAGAGCCGUUCCUUUUGAAGAACAUCAAGGCUCAUGAUGAAAUCUGUCCAAAGUACCCAAUGAUUUGUGAUGGCUGUGCUAAGAAAAAGAUUCCCAGAGAAAAGUAUGUGGACCAUAUUAGAUUCUGCAGUAAAUUUAAAGCGCCAUGCAGAUUUCAUGUUGUUGGCUGCGAUAUGUCUGUGGAGAAAGAGAAGGUGCACGAGCACGAGAGCGCCUGCUCCUACGAACACUUGAACAUGCUCUUGCACUUCAUCAUGGGCAUCAAGGUGAGCCUGGAGAGCCUGCAGCCCCAGAGCUUGGACGUGGCCAGCCACAGGCUGCAGGAGCUACACCAGUCCCUCAGGCACCUGGAGCACAAGAUGAACCAGCUGGGGGGAGGUGGUGUUCUUGGAGCUGUUGGUGGAGUUGGUGGUGGUGGUGGCGGCGCUCCUGCUGCUCCGGUGUUGGGGGCCUGCGCCCUGGCCCCGGCCUCGGCCCCGGCCCUCGCCACCACCUCCUUCACGCCGCUGCCCAGCGCGGUGGGGGCGGCGCUGGAGCUGCAGCUGCACAGCGAGAAGACCAAGGUGGUGGAGCUGGGGCGACGCUGCCAGCAGCUGGAGCUGAAGGUCGACACCUUCGAGAACAUCGUGUGCGUGCUGAACCGCGAGGUGGAGCGCUCCGUCACCACCAUGGAGACGUACAACAGCCAGCACCGCCUGGACCAGGACAAGAUCGAGAUCCUCAGCAACAAGGUGCGGCAGCUGGAGCGGACGGUGGGCCUGCGGGACCUGUCCAUCGUGGAGAUGGAGGGCAAGAUGAGGGAGAUGGCGGCGGCCACCUUCGACGGCAUCUUCGUCUGGAAGAUCUCCGACUUCACCAAGAAGCGUCAGGACGCCGUGGCUGGCAGGGCGCCCGCCAUGUUUUCACCAGCGUACUACACCAGUAAGUACGGCUACAAGAUGUGUCUGCGUAUCUACCUGAACGGGGACGGGACGGGCCGCAGCACUCACCUGUCUCUGUUCUUCGUGGUGAUGAGAGGACACAGCGACGCACUGCUCAAGUGGCCCUUCAACCAGAAAGUGACGCUGAUGCUGCUGGACCAGAACAACCGGGAGCACAUCAUUGACGCCUUCCGGCCCGACGUCUCGUCCUCGUCCUUCCAACGGCCCGUCAGCGAUAUGAACAUCGCCAGCGGCUGCCCGCUCUUCUGCCCGCUCCUCAAGCUGGACUCCAAAAACUCGUACAUCCGAGACGACACCGUCUUCAUCAAGGCCAUCGUGGACCUCACCGGUCUCUAGGGUAAAACUCGGAGCAGGAACUCGUCGUGAUUUGACGGUCCCCUUUGUGACCGCGGCUCGCCGGUUCGAAGCCCCAGGCCUGUUCAACCUAGAGCCGCGCGGCACUUCAACGGUUUUGGUUAGGGGAGGAGUUCUUGUCGGUGGAUAUGAAGAUCAGCCGUCGACUAGUUUUACUAGUUGUUUACGCUAAUUGUGUUUUUUGGUUUAUGGUUAAUUUUUUGGGAGCGGCGUUCCUUGCCAAAGCUCCCAUAGAGUAGAAUCUGAGGG
Gadus macrocephalus (Pacific cod) is the source of this 3181-nucleotide messenger RNA. RefSeq names its product TNF receptor-associated factor 2-like. The record is from RefSeq and is a predicted model, not a curated record. The coding region runs from base 1139 to 2914 and encodes 591 amino acids. The transcript has 10 exons. Gene Ontology annotation, cellular component: cytosol; plasma membrane signaling receptor complex; cytoplasmic side of plasma membrane. Gene Ontology annotation, molecular function: ubiquitin-protein transferase activity; tumor necrosis factor receptor binding; zinc ion binding. Gene Ontology annotation, biological process: positive regulation of canonical NF-kappaB signal transduction; positive regulation of JNK cascade; protein K63-linked ubiquitination. NCBI's taxonomy places the organism in Eukaryota, Metazoa, Chordata, Actinopteri, Gadiformes, Gadidae.